CCAUUACAGCCAAUUUCUUGUCUUUUCUUUUGUUCAAUAACUAAUAAAAACUCCACAUAAUAAAAUCUUUUUUCUGAACAUACACAGCUGGGAAACCACCAGGAUUUCCUCAUUUCUAUAUAUAUAUAUAUAAAAAUGGGUUAGUGAGAUUUUCCACCACACUGAAUUCGACUUCUUCCUCUCCAGGGAUCAUGGCAGCUGCCACCAGGGACCUUCAUCCUCUUCCUCUUCCUCUGCUCAUCUUCUGCCUGUUUUUCAUCAGCGGCUGCUCUUCUCUGCCAACCGCAGCAGGAGCAGCUGGGAAGGAAAUCCGUGGUCUUCGAAGACCUCGCUCUGAAACCCGGGUGUUUACCACAGAGGACUACGACAACCUGGAAUACAGGGUCACACCUUCACCUCCUGGCAAAAACGUGUCUCCAAAUAGAGGAGGUCAGAAAUGUGCCUACGACUCCUGUCUGGAGGGUCAGAUCUCCUGUGCCAAGUUAGCGGCCUCCACCGGCUGCUUGUGUCCAGGCUUCACGCUGCAUGACGUGGCCCCCGAGGCCCCCAGGUUAGUCUCCGUGUCCUGGAAUGGGUCAGACGUGGUGGUCCAGUGGUGUGCUCCGUAUUCUUACGUCACAGCGUACACGGUGACCGUCGGCGGAGAGGAGAGGAAGCAGUUCGGGAAGGAGCUCAGGAGCGGGGCCGUGGGCGACAUCGAGAACAUCUCCGAGGUCUGUGUGCUGGCGGUGAACGACAGCGGGGCCAGCGCAGCCUCCUGCUCCAUGUACCGUCCCGUAGACCGGGGUCUGCCCGUGAGAGCGGGCAUCAUCGCAGGAGGCGUGGGCUUCCUGCUGCUCCUGCUGCUGCUGGUCUUCAUCUACAGACGCCGGAGGGCCACGGGUCACAGACGGUGAGGAGAACACCUGACGCCUCACCCCGUAUGACUCUCCCCCAGGGUGACUUCACUGCACUGACCCGGGCGUCCUGGGAGCCAGUUUCAUCAUCUCAUUUAAAAGCACUUGACUGUCAUUUUCAGUGGGAAAGAAAAAUGAGAGUAUUUUGGAAAAAAAAAACUUGAAAAUCAGCUGUGAAAAUCCAAAAAAAAAAGGAUGACGGAAAUCUUUAAUGGAAAGGAAUUUUUCCCAAAAUAUAUAUUGUUAUUAUGUUAUUUUUUUAGUUUAUUUUAUGCUAUAUUUUAUAUAUUUAAACUCGACAUUUUCAUAAAAACACACAUUUUUGAGGGGGAAAAUGUGACGCAACUCUGAGGAAAACCUGGUUUACAUUAACACAGAUUAUUUUUUAUGGGCCCAAAAAAUGGUUUUGUUUUGAAGCUGCGUGUCAGUGUUUCAACCAAUAACAAUGUGACGUUUCUUCACUUUGACUGAGGGGGAAAAAAACAAAAAAUCACUAGAAAUAGUUUUAAAACAGACGAUUUUUUAACUGGAUAAUCGAGCUAACGGUGGUGAUUCACACUUGGAGCGACGUUGUUUUUAACAGUGUAUGUAAUAGAUUACACCGCUUCUUUAAAUCUCUCUAUGAGAGACAUUAUUAGAGUGUGUGUUUAUUUACAGUAUAAAAGGCUCGACUGUGGUUUCAGGACCGAAGGUAAAUUAUGUGACGUGUUUUUAUUUUAUUUUGUAUUUGUUUUGUAUUUGU
Cynoglossus semilaevis (tongue sole) is the source of this 1638-nucleotide messenger RNA. RefSeq names its product LRRN4 C-terminal-like protein. The coding region runs from base 192 to 896 and encodes 234 amino acids. Gene Ontology annotation, molecular function: protein binding. The transcript has a single exon. NCBI's taxonomy places the organism in Eukaryota, Metazoa, Chordata, Actinopteri, Pleuronectiformes, Cynoglossidae. The record is from RefSeq and is a predicted model, not a curated record.